UAAUCGUGCGGUGUUGUCAGAUUUGGUGUUAGUCAAUAACAAAUUUUUAAAUGCCCGAAUGCCCCAGCCUUGAAGAAGGUCAUGUAUUUACAGACUAUUUAGUAUCGACAUAUAUUCCACCUGAUGCAUUAUUUCCACCAUAUCUUUGGGCACAAGAACCUUCAGUAAAUCCAAGAACUAACAAUGGCCCAGAGAGCUUUCAUAGGACGUACAAUGGUCAGUUUUAUAGCCCCCAUCCUCCAACACACGUCGUGAUAUCAGUUUUAAAAGAAACACAAGCUCAAAAUUUGACAAUUAUAAAUUCAAUUAAAAACAACAUAAGUAAUCCAUUAGAGCACUUUUCUGGAACGUGCCAUUUAAGAGUUUUGGACGGUCCUUCAAUGUUAAUAUUCAGUAUUCAAAAUUGCCAUGGGACCAGUGGAGGCACUAGUCCGUCACCAUAUAGGAACGGUCCUGGACCAUUUUGA
Molecule: messenger RNA, 467 nt
Organism: Metopolophium dirhodum (rose-grain aphid)
Lineage: Eukaryota; Metazoa; Arthropoda; Insecta; Hemiptera; Aphididae
Exons: 3
Coding region: 51-467 (138 amino acids)
Source: RefSeq, a predicted model, not a curated record